AUGGAGAGAGACAGUGUCAGACAGAGGUCCUCAACAGGAGCGGUUGGAGGCUCGCAGGGAAGCCAUGAGGAAUUAUCUGAAGAAGCGAUUCGGAGAUUGACGCAGAUGAACGGUUUCGGAAUCAAAGUUGCUACACUUUACUGCCUUGAAGGUCCCAUCAAGGCUCAUAGGGAUUAUGAAAAGGGGUUUGGGGGAAAAAGUGAUAGGGGAAUGACUGUUAGGGCAAGUAAAAAUAAAGGGCAAAGGUUGAAGAAGCGUCAGUGA
Molecule: messenger RNA, 264 nt
Organism: Sphenostylis stenocarpa
Lineage: Eukaryota; Viridiplantae; Streptophyta; Magnoliopsida; Fabales; Fabaceae
Source: the annotation of a GenBank genome assembly